AUGGAUGACUAUGGUGAUUAUCUCCCAAUGUCAAUUAAAACACUAACUUGUAGUUAUAAAUUCAAGAAACCAUUAAAAAGAAAUAACAAUAUACCAAAAAAUGUUCGAGUUUUGGUAUUAGACAACUAUAACUUUCCAAUUAUCAAACAGAGGGUUCCAGAAACUAUUCAUACAUUAGCUUUGGGUUCAAACUUCAAAGAUUUCGAAUCAUUAUCAAAACUUCCGCAAUCAUCAAUAUUUAAUUUAACUUUAGGAGUAGAGAAUUGUGAAUUAACAGAUGAAGAAAUUAAACAGUUCAUUCCAAAAACAAUAACAAAAUUAACAAAAAAUAGAACAAACUAUCCUUUUGAUAAAAGUUCUGUUGAUAAACACGAUCGUUUUCAGUGGUUCAUCGAUUACAAAAAUCCAAUAGGAAAAGGAGGCUGUAGCAUUGGAGUAUUCAAAGGUAAAAAACUAGAUGGUAAAAUAAACAACAUCCUUAUACCAAACGAAGGCUGUUGUGCAAUUAAAAUCGUUCUUCACAAAGAAAUGGGGAAACACGAAAUUAUAACAUUAAAUAAACUUAUUGGGAUUGAAAACGAAAAUAUUAUCAAAUUUUAUGGAUAUGGAAAAGGGGUGCAUACUGAUGGUCAGGAAUGCUUAUUCAUCUAUAUGGAGUAUUUAGAAGGUUACGAAACCAUUUCAGAUAUAUUCAAAAACAAAAGAGUAACAGAACCCACCUUUAACUUUUCCGAAUUACAAAUUGCCAAGGUUAUCAAAUAUUUUUGUGAAUCGUUAAAGUUAUUGCAUGAACAAGGUGUUGAAAACUGCAAUCUAUCAAAUGACGAUUUUAAAAAAUAUACCAACAGUUACAAAAAUGAAUGUCAAUAG
Molecule: messenger RNA, 870 nt
Organism: Dictyostelium purpureum
Lineage: Eukaryota; Evosea; Eumycetozoa; Dictyosteliales; Dictyosteliaceae
Exons: 3
Coding region: 1-870 (289 amino acids)
Biological process (GO): protein phosphorylation
Molecular function (GO): protein kinase activity; ATP binding
Source: RefSeq, a predicted model, not a curated record